GGGCAAAGAUCACACACACACACACACACACACACACACACACACACACUAUCUUCCCACACAGUUUAAAAUGCGCCAUCUCUUCACAUGUAUAGGAUCUGUCAGUCACUCCAGCAGGUAUUCCUGAGCAGCUGUUGAUUCAUCAGGAAUCUCUUGGACACCUCCAGGGACCUGGUGCAGGCCAUGGCGACCACUGACACAAGCAGCAAUCUGCACCAUCGCAACACCUCAACAUCCCAGAGAGACCACCACACAGAAAACGGAGUUUCAACACCUGGUGUGAAACCUGAUGAGGUCCAGCUGGAGGAUUUAAGACUCUGGAGGAAGCAUGUUGAGCAAGUGAAGGCAGGCGUUCUCGAGGAGGUUCAGGAUCAAAUCAGUGGCCUGCUGGACAGGGCCAUCAAAGAGUCUGUGGACUCCUUCUCUAAGCACACCAACUCGUCUCUGGACAGGAAAGAGCCGAAGAAUGCUUCCCGAUUACACAAGCCAGGGGAUGGAAAAGUGUUCAUCGCCAGACAAUCCUUACUAGAUGAGCUCUUUGAGAUCAGUCACAUCAGGACCAUCUACCACAUGUUCAUUGCUGCCCUGUUCCUUUUCAUAAUCAGCACUAUAGCUGUGGACUACAUCGACCAGGGCAGAAUGGUCCCUGAGUUCGACCUCUUCUUCUAUGCCUUCGGGCAGCUGUCGCUGGUGGCGUGGUCCUGGCUCCUCAUGUUCAGCUACACGCUGCUGGGGCCCUACGUCGCGCUGAGCGUGUGGGGAGAGCUGUACCACAGCAGUGGCUGGAGGGUGACGGUGUCCGUGGCGGCGGGCCUGCUGCUGGGAGCGGCGGAGACCGCACUGCUGGGAGUGUUCCCCAUCUACGUGAUCCUGCACUACCAGCUCCCUCCAGCCUCGCGAUUCAUCCUCGCCGUCGAGCAGAUCAGAUUCUUUAUGAAAAGCUACUCUUUCAUCCGCGAGACCGUUCCCGCUGUCAUCCUGGACGAGCCCAAGGAAGGAUGUCCUCCAAAAACACCCACACUGUCCAGCUACCUUUACUUCCUAUUUGCUCCCACUCUGAUAUUCCGGGAGUCUUACCCCAGAAACCCCUACAUUAGGUGGAACUACAUUGGAUUAAAUUUGUUAAAGAUAAUGAGCAGUAUAUUCUAUUUGAACUUCAUCCUUGUCCGGCUGUGCAUUCCUGUGUUUACAAAUGAGGACAACAGACCCUUCACCACAAGGACACUGGUGCUCACCAUGUUUCAUGCAUCAUUUCCAGGUAUACUGAUGUUUCUCCUCGGCUUCUAUGCCUUCCUCCACUGCUGGCUCAACACCUUCGCAGAGCUGAUGCGAUUCGCUGACAGAAUGUUCUAUCAGGACUGGUGGAAUUCAACUUCAUUUGCUAACUUCUAUCGCACCUGGAACAUCGUGGUGCAUGACUGGUUGUACUACUAUGGCUACAGAGACUUCCUCAUGCUGUCCAAGAGAAAGUUCCGGUCUGCAGGCAUGUUGGGAGUGUUUGUCGUCUCUGGCCUGGUGCAUGAGUAUGCCCUGACGAUGUUAUUCGGUUUCUUCUACCCAGUCAUGCUCUGCACAUUCGCAGGGUUUGGAAUGAUGUUCAAUUUUGCCAUCAAUGACAAACGCAAGAGUCACUUCUGGAACAUCGUUAUGUGGACGUGUCUAAUGUUAGGCCAAGGGGUUCACGUGUGUUUGUACAGUCAGGAGUGGUAUGCCCUCAUCCACUGUCCCCGUACUGGGACUAGCUUCUGGGAACUAGUGACACCAAGAUCCUGGUUUUGUGACUACUAGUAAAUCCAAGUGAGGAUCCUCUGAUGAAGAAAAAAGCUUCAACCAAAGAGGGUUAUCAAUCAAUCCAUAACCAAGGAUCCUUGCUUCAAUGAGCCAAACACAUUCUUUUUUUCACCUGCCUUAACUGUAUAUAUUUAAACACAAUGUCUUAUUUGGAUCUUUGAGUAAAGGAUCAUUCUUUAAUACUUCAUGUGUCCGGUUGUUAAGUCUGACCUCACGGGUCCAACAGCUUUUUCUUCAAAAACAUUUACUAGAGCAACCAGACAGUUUUUGCAACUUGUAAACCUUUGUAAAUAUCACCUCCGUUUUAGUCAAAGUAAAACAAAAUCACUUAACUUUAACAGAGAAAUUACUGUAGCUGUGCUGCCAGAUGAUGCAAUCAAUGGGUAGGUGAUACAACAAGUGAGUACUAGGAUGACAAUUUUCUUCAAGGCUUACUUUUUUCUGAAUAGCAGGGGGAAAAAAAGUUUAUUUUACUGUAAAUGAAGAAAAACAAGUGGCUCUGAAAGCCGUUGGACCCGGAAAUAUAUUUAUCCCAUUAUUGCAUCAUCACUUAAUAACCGAAUUAUUACAUUGUACAUAGUCUGUGUGGAGAUGUUUAUUAUUAUGUUUGUAUUCUUCAUGUGCACACAUUUGAUCA
This is a messenger RNA of Sardina pilchardus (European sardine), 2428 nucleotides long. It is a transcript of the gene soat2, whose product is annotated as sterol O-acyltransferase 2. Gene Ontology annotation, biological process: cholesterol metabolic process; cholesterol efflux. Lineage: Eukaryota; Metazoa; Chordata; Actinopteri; Clupeiformes; Clupeidae. The transcript has 16 exons. Gene Ontology annotation, cellular component: endoplasmic reticulum membrane. The record is from RefSeq and is a predicted model, not a curated record. Gene Ontology annotation, molecular function: cholesterol binding; cholesterol O-acyltransferase activity; fatty-acyl-CoA binding. Bases 184 to 1788 code for a protein of 534 amino acids.